This is a messenger RNA of Microthlaspi erraticum, 1341 nucleotides long. The record is from the annotation of a GenBank genome assembly. NCBI's taxonomy places the organism in Eukaryota, Viridiplantae, Streptophyta, Magnoliopsida, Brassicales, Brassicaceae.
AUGCCAGAGCUGACGACGCUUAUCAGCUCAGGUGGUUCCAUCUUUGAGAUCAUUGCCGGUUUGCUAGUAUUGCAUAUGAUCUACCAAAUAAUUACGAGAAGAGCCACAGUCUACUUACUUGACUUCACUUGUUACCGAGCACCUGAUUCAAACCGUGUCCCAAUGUCUACUCUUCUCGAGACAAUCUUCCUCGAUGACAAUCUUGAUCAAGAGAGCAUCGAUUUCCAAGCCAGGGUUCUUGAGAGGUCCUGGUUAAGCAACCAAACCAGCAUCCCUCCUUCGCUGAUGGAAAUACCCCUCAAGAAAUGUCUCUCAGCGGUCCAAACCGAAACCAUGACCACUCUCUUCACCUCUGUUGAAGAUCUCCUGAUGAAAAACAAACUAAGCCCAAGAAGCAUAGACAUACUGAUAACAAACUGCAGUUUGCACGCGCCCACACCGUCUCUUAGUGCAAUGCUCAUCAACAGAUUCCAUAUGAGAAGCAAUAUCAUGAGCUUUAACCUCUCCGGGAUGGGUUGUUCGGCCGGGAUUCUAUCGGUCGGUUUGGCUAACGACUUGCUAAAUGUUCACCGAGGCUCUUUGGCUCUUAUUGUCAGCACCGAAGCGCUCAAUACGCAUUGGUAUAUAGGCAAAGACAGAUCUAUGCUUCUUACAAACUGUCUCUUCCGAAUGGGAGCAGCUGCGGUGUUGAUGUCUAGCAAUGAUCAUGACAGAGGAAAUGCAAAGUAUGAGCUCUUGCAUGUUGUUAGGACGAAUAAAGCAAAAGAUGAUCGAGCAUACCGAUGUAUCUAUCAGGACAUAGACCUUGAGGAGAAGCAAGGUGUGUCGAUAACCAAAGAUGUAAUCAGCGUAGCUGGAGAUAUGUUGAAGAUUAAUCUAACUUCGUUGGGACCUUUGGUACUACCUUACGUAGAGCAACUGCAAUAUGUGAUACAGAACAUUAUUUGCAAGAAACUAAAGAGUUCUUCGUAUACACCGAACUUCAAGACGGCGUUUGAGCAUUUCUGCAUUCAUACAGGAGGAAGAGCUGUGAUUCAAGCAAUGGAGAUGAACCUGAACUUGACAAAAGAAGACGUCGAGCCAUCCAAGAUGACUCUUCAUAGGUUUGGGAAUACUUCUUCGUCGUCCAUUUGGUACGCACUCUCAUACUUGGAAGCGAAACGGAGGAUGAAAAAAGGCGAUAGGGUGUUGCAGAUUGCGUUUGGAAGUGGGUUCAAGUGUAACAGUGCGGUGUGGAGAUGUAUCCGAGAUGUGGAGCCCGGUACAGAAAACAAAUGGCUCGACUUUAUUGAAUCGUACCCUGUAGACGUACCUGACUCGAUAAAAAUCAGACCGGGCUAA